This is a messenger RNA of Trifolium pratense (red clover), 1227 nucleotides long. Its product is annotated as protein P21-like. Bases 64 to 960 code for a protein of 298 amino acids. The record is from RefSeq and is a predicted model, not a curated record. Gene Ontology annotation, cellular component: extracellular region. Lineage: Eukaryota; Viridiplantae; Streptophyta; Magnoliopsida; Fabales; Fabaceae. The transcript has a single exon. Gene Ontology annotation, biological process: defense response.
CAAAUUUCCUUUAGUUAACGUGACCUAUUUUGCUAAGCUGCCAUAUACUCUUAUUUUCUAAACAUGUUGUUUCAUUUUAAUAUUUCUAAAUAUUUGACUUGUCUCAAUUUCCUAAAUUUUCAAAAACAAACCACAUUUUUCUUUUUCAACAUAUUCACGCGGAAUGAAUCAAACCAAAAAAAAUAUGUUAUAUAUAAAACCUACAUCUCAUUCAUUUUUUCCUUAAACUCCUCUCUCAACAACAAAAUGGCCAUCAUCAUGAAAAGAAAUUUCUCCAUUUUCCUCUUCAUCGCCAUAACAUCCAUCGCCGCAGCACAAGCCGGAAGUUUCAACAUCACAAACAAAUGCAACUACACCGUAUGGGCCGCAGCCUUUCCAGGCGGUGGAGUAAAACUCAACACUGGCGAAUCAUGGAACAUGAACAUAACCAAUGGUACAAGUAACGCAAGAAUUUGGGGUCGAACCAAUUGCACGUUCGACAACUUAGGUUUAGGAAAGUGUCAAACCGGUGAUUGUAACGGAACACUUGCGUGUCAAACAAUUGGUACACCACCAAACACAAUCCUAGAAUUUAGUUUGAACGCGUAUAAUGAUCUCGAUUUCUACGAUGUUUCUCUUGUACAAGGUUUCAACAUCCCAAUUAAGUUGACACCGUCAUUUAAUUCUUGUGGUACCGUUAAUUGUACCGCUGAUAUUAUCGAAGAGUGUCCUACUCAACUUCAGGUACCAGGUGGUUGUAACAAUCCGUGUACGACGUUUAAUACACCUGAAUAUUGUUGCAACUCUGUUGCUCGUUCCGCCGUUGUUGCUACCAAUGCCUCUGCUACUUGUGCACCAACUAGUUACUCAAAAUUCUUUAAGGAGAGGUGCCCUUAUGCUUAUAGUUACCCUAAAGAUGAUGCAACAAGCACAUACAGUUGUAUGGGAGGAACAACUUAUGAUGUUGUGUUUUGUCCUUAAAUAAUUACUUUUCUUUUAACUCCUCUUUUAUUGAUUUUUAUGUUUUGUUAAUUUCAUUUCAUGAUUCUUAUUGUAUACUUUGAUAUAUGUAUAUGUAAUAAUCAAAUAAAUGGGUCAUAUACUCAUCUUAGGGGAUUCCUUUGCACAUCUAUGGAAUAUUGAUGUGCUUUAGUUCUUUUGUCCUGAAAUAAAAUAAGAUACUAUGUAUAAGUAAAUUCUGAUCAUGAUUCAUGAUAUAUAACAAUUAAUUGAUGUUUAUUUAUUGAA